Diabrotica balteata is the source of this 1918-nucleotide messenger RNA. The record is from the annotation of a GenBank genome assembly. NCBI's taxonomy places the organism in Eukaryota, Metazoa, Arthropoda, Insecta, Coleoptera, Chrysomelidae.
UAACCUAACACUUUAUUAGACGUGCUUGAAGUGUUAUCAUUUUAUAAUAACAUUUUAAAAACUAUAUAACUAAUCACAUCACCUGGUAACUUUCUUCGGUUUAUCUACUUAAAAAAUAUUUGAAAUGGCUGCUAAAAUUAAUAUUAUCGAUCCACCUUCGUCGGCGAGUUCUGAUAGUGAUUUAGAGGAAACGCACGCCGACUUUUCCGAGGUUUUUCCGGAUAUAGAAAUCGAGGAAGAAAAAAGUGGAGAUUUUUAUCAUACUCCAGCAUCUCCAAUAACUGUACCUUAUUGUCCAAGACCACCCUCAACAGGUUCCCAAAAGUCACCAAGAUCUAGAAGACAAAGAACAACGUCUUUAAAUCAGUCGAAGAAACCGACAGAAUCUAUUAUAAGAACCCAACAUCGCACAAUAUAUACAGCUGGCAGACCACCUUGGUACAACAGCGUUGGACAAAAAGUUGAACCGUUCGUUAUUGGAAUAUGUGGAGGGAGCGCCUCAGGAAAGACAACAGUCGCAGAAAAAAUAAUCGAAUCUCUUGGAGUACCCUGGGUCACCUUACUUAGUAUGGAUUCGUUCUACAAAGUAUUAAAUGAAAAACAACACGAUAUUGCAGACAGAAAUGAAUACAAUUUCGAUCAUCCAGACGCUUUCGAUUUCGAGUUGUUGUUAAGCACAAUUCAGAGGCUCAAAGAAGGAAGAAAAGUGGAAGUUCCGAUCUAUAAUUUCGUCACGCAUUCCCGAGAAGCUAAAACAAAAACCAUGUAUGGAGCCAACGUCAUAAUCUUCGAAGGCAUCCUUACGUUCCAUAACCAAAAAGUAAACGAUAUGCUGGAUAUGAAGAUUUUCGUAGACGCAGAUCCAGACGUUCGGUUAGCUCGUAGGUUGAGAAGAGACAUUAGUCAAAGAGGCAGAGAUUUAGAAGGAGUACUUAAACAGUAUACCUCGAUGGUCCAACCGUCGUUCAACCAUUAUAUCGCCCCACUCAUGAGUCACGCCGACAUCAUAGUUCCUAGAGGCGGGGAGAACGAAGUGGCUAUACAGUUGAUUGUGCAGCACGUACAGACUCAAUUGCAAUUGCGUGGUUUAAAACUCAGGGAGGAACUUGCUCAGGCUUACACAGUAAACAAACAUUACAAAAUGCCCAGACCAGACACAGUUCGACUACUACCAACUACUCCACAGAUCAGAGGUUUGCAUACAUUUAUCAGAAACAAAGAUACGCCCAGAGAUGAGUUUAUAUUUUACAGUAAAAGAUUAAUAAGACUAGUCAUAGAAUAUACUUUAUCGUUGAUGACGUUCGUAGAUAAAACAGUAGAAACGCCACAAGGAGUAGUUUAUCACGGUAAAAAGAUGGCCACUAGUAAUAUUUGCGGCGUUUCAAUUUUGAGAGCAGGUGAAACUAUGGAACAAGCAGUAUGUGAUGUAUGCAAAGAUAUCAGAAUAGGAAAAAUAUUAAUACAGACGAAUCUACAAACUGGUGAACCUGAAUUGUAUUAUUUGAGAUUACCCAAAGACAUCAAGGACUACAAAGUAAUAUUAAUGGACGCCACUGUGGCCACUGGUGCUGCCGCUAUGAUGGCUAUCCGAGUUUUAUUAGACCACGACGUUCUGGAAAGUAAUAUAUUAAUAGUAUCUUUACUAAUGGCCGAAUCAGGAGUGCAAUCGAUAGCUUAUGCCUUCCCGGAGGUCCAAAUUGUCACUACAGCCAUCGAUCCCGAAAUUAAUGAUAAAUUUUACGUACUACCCGGCAUCGGUAACUUCGGCGAUCGAUAUUUUGGAACGGAACCGUCAGAAAACGAAAUAUAAGACUGGAUAUCAUCAGGACAUUUUCAAAUUAAGAAUAAAGGUUUUUUAUGUAAUUGAUUUUGUGUAUAUAUGUUUUAAAAUAAAAGGUAUAACUUAUUGUUAUCUGCA